Messenger RNA from Salvia miltiorrhiza (redroot sage), 1651 nucleotides. RefSeq lists its product as uncharacterized. The coding region runs from base 163 to 1458 and encodes 431 amino acids. NCBI's taxonomy places the organism in Eukaryota, Viridiplantae, Streptophyta, Magnoliopsida, Lamiales, Lamiaceae. The record is from RefSeq and is a predicted model, not a curated record. The transcript is spliced from 5 exons.
UGGUUGUAUGAUGAACUUUUGAUGAUAGCAGUUACGUUACGUGUAAGUGUAAAUAGAGAUAGGAGCUGAAAACUUCAGGCUCCAAAGAUUCAUCAUCUCUUUCUCUUCUGUGUCUUCUCCCACAACACACACUCAACCUCUCUAUCCCCGACCAAUUGAGAGAUGCUCCAUAGCUCUGUGGCGAUAACAUCCCCAAAAUUAACAUGCUCUUUCCCAUCUACUUCCACCUCCGACUCCCUCCGCCCCUGCAGACGCCUCAGGCUCUCCGCCAAGAUCGAUGAUGGCUCCGCCGAUCAGUUUCUGCAGAACAAUUCCAUCGCCGAUUUCAUGAGGUUCAAGAAGGAUGACCACGCCCAAUUGCAGACAGCUGUUCUUAGCUACCGCAAGAAGUUUCCCUGGUCCCUUCUUCAACCUUUUGUCCGAGUGGAUUUGGUCUCGACGAUUCAUAUUGCUGAUAAGGAGUACUUUGCAACCCUACAAAAAGAACUUGAGGCAUAUGAUUGUGUUCUUUAUGAGAUGGUUGCUAGCAGAGAAAGUUUAGAAAACAGAAGAAGCCUUGAGGAUAGGAAGAAACUUAACAGCUCAAACUUAAGGGGAUUUAAUAUAAUUGGAUGCAUUCAGCGGCAAAUGGCUAAGUUACUUGCGCUUGAUUUUCAAUUAGAUUGUCUCGACUACCAGGCAGAGAAUUGGUAUCAUGCUGAUCUUGACUUAGAAACUUUUAAAUUACUCCAGCUUGAAAAAGGUGAAAGCUUCUUCACAUUUGCCAGAGAUAUGACACUUAGAUCCACUAAAGCUAUAGUGCAGCCUGGUCCAUCCCGAGAAGAUCUUGGCCCUUGGAAAUCCAAACUUCUAUGGGCCGCUCGUGUUGUUCCAAUGCCUCUUGUUGGUUUGCUCAUCAUAGGAGGUGUUUGUACAGAUAUUGGAAACCAAGCAGAAUAUCCAGAAUUUGAAGCCUUGUCCAGGCUCGAUUUUGGUGCAGCAAUGAAAGUUUUCCUAGCAAAGAGGCUGACAUCUGAUUUUGCACAGGUAACAGCUGAUGUGGAAGAGACAUCUGUCAUCAUCGGCGAGAGGAACAGAGCUGCUACAGAGGCUCUACGAAGAGCCAUUGAUGGAGGCAACAAGAAUAUCGCGAUUCUGUACGGCGGCGGGCACAUGCCGGACUUGGGACGACGGCUGCGGGAGGAGUUCGAGCUCGUCCCCUCUCAGGUACAAUGGAUAACUGCAUGGUCCAUCAAACAUAGGAAUCUCGCAAGUAGCUCUCUCCCCUUCCUCAAGAAAUUAGCUGAAAUCUUGCAAUGGCCCUUAAACCGAUACCAAACUCUUGCGUUGCUCAUAUUUUCUUCACUCCUUGCAUUGGAUCUCUGGUUUUGGGAACUGUUUUUUGGCACUACUGUGAAUUGGGUGUCGAAUGUGGCUUCGGAUUUGAUUCAUUAUGUUGAUAACAAUCAACUCAUGUGAUUCGGACCAAGUGUCUCUUGUAAAUGUAUUAUUAUCCGAUUUUUUAACAAGCUUGUUGGCUUAUGAUAGGAAAGCUUUGCUACUUCUUUUACAGCAAUUGAGAUUAUUUAUUGUAAAUGUUGUGUGCGUCUGCACUGAUUGUAGUGUUAUUUGCGUGCAUUGGUCAAAAUGUAUUGGAAUUAAUAUUGUGUUA